Hirsutella rhossiliensis is the source of this 1641-nucleotide messenger RNA. RefSeq names its product sugar transporter domain-containing protein. The transcript has 3 exons. The record is from RefSeq and is a predicted model, not a curated record. Gene Ontology annotation, molecular function: carbohydrate:proton symporter activity. Gene Ontology annotation, biological process: carbohydrate transport; transmembrane transport. Bases 1 to 1641 code for a protein of 546 amino acids. Lineage: Eukaryota; Fungi; Ascomycota; Sordariomycetes; Hypocreales; Ophiocordycipitaceae. Gene Ontology annotation, cellular component: membrane.
AUGGCGAUUGGCAACAUCUACGUCAUUGCCGCCGUCGCCGUCGUCGGCGGCGGCCUCUUUGGCUUCGACAUCUCGUCCUUGUCGGCCCAGCUCGGCGAGCAAGCCUACAAGUGCUACUUCAACCAGGGCCCCGAUGGACCGCCCUUCAACAACAACGCCUGCAGCGGGCCGCGCGAACUCGUCCAAGGCGGCAUCACCGCCUCCAUGGCCGCCGGCUCCUGGCUCGGUGCCUUGUGUUCGGGUCCCCUCUCUGACCGCGCCGGCCGAAAGGCGUCCAUCAUGACCGGCUGCGUCAUCUGGGUGAUCGGGUCGGCCAUCAUCUGCGCCUCCCAAAACAUCCCCAUGCUCGCCGUCGGCCGUGUCAUCAACGGCUUCUGCGUCGGCAUUGAAUCCGCUCAGGUCCCCGUCUACAUUGCCGAAAUCUCCCCUCCGUCCAAGCGGGGCCGCUUCAUCGGCAUGCAGCAAUGGGCCAUUACCUGGGGCAUCCUCAUCAUGUACUACAUCUCCUACGGCUGCUCCUUCAUCGGCGACCAGCAGCCCACCAGCUACAGCGUCGCUUCUUGGCGCGUCCCCUGGGGCCUCCAGAUGAUCCCCGCCGUCUUCCUCUUCUUCAUGAUGAUGCUCCUCCCCGAGUCCCCCCGCUGGCUGGCCCGCAAGGACCGCUGGGAGGAGUGCCGUGCCGUCCUGGCUCUCGUCCACGGCAAGGGUGAUCCCGACCAUGCAUUCGUCGCCUACGAGCUUCAGGACAUCAAGGACAUGUGCGAGUUUGAGCGUCGCCACUCCGACGUGACCUACCUCGACCUCUUCAAGCCUCAGAUGAUUAACCGCACCGUCAUUGGCCUCUUCACCCAGAUCUGGUCCCAGUUGACGGGCAUGAACGUCAUGAUGUACUACGUCACCAACGUGUUCAGCAUGGCUGGCUACAGAGGCAACGCUGGUCUCCUGGCCUCAUCUAUCCAGUACAUCAUCAACGUCGUCAUGACCAUCCCCGCCCUGCUCUUCGUCGACCGCUGGGGCCGCCGAGGCACCCUCCUGGUCGGUUCCGUGCUCAUGGCGACCUGGAUGUUUGCCAAUGCUGGCAUCCUCGCUGUCUACGGUGAGGAAGUCCCUGGCGGCGUCGACAAUGUCCGCGCUCAGUCUAUGAGGGUGACGGGCGCCCCCGCCACAGGUCUCAUUGCCUGCACCUACCUCUUUGUCGCUUCAUUUGCUCCGACGUGGGGUCCCGUGUCUUGGAUCUACCCCCCUGAGCUGUUCCCCCUGCGCCUUCGCGGCAAGGGCGUGGCCCUCGCCACUUCGGGCAACUGGGCCUUCAACACGGCCCUCGGCCUCUUUGUCCCCGUCGCCCUGGCCAACAUCAAGUGGAGGACAUAUAUCGUUUUUGGCGUCUUCAACGCCGCGGCCUUCUUCCACGUCUUCUUCGCCUUCCCCGAGACGGCCGGCAAGACGCUCGAGGAGACGGAGGCCAUGUUUGAGGAUCCCAACGGCUUCAAAUACAUGGGUACUCCGGCGUGGAAGACGCGCGUCGUCACCAAGCUCAUCAAUCGUGUCGAGCACGGCGACGUCGAGGCCAAGCGCCAGGCUGAGCCCAGACUGUCUGAGAUCCACGAGAACGACGAGAAGGCGCCGCCUAGAGUCAGUUGA